Messenger RNA from Ogataea philodendri, 1215 nucleotides. RefSeq lists its product as uncharacterized. The record is from RefSeq and is a predicted model, not a curated record. NCBI's taxonomy places the organism in Eukaryota, Fungi, Ascomycota, Pichiomycetes, Pichiales, Pichiaceae. The coding region runs from base 1 to 1215 and encodes 404 amino acids. The transcript has 4 exons.
AUGAUUGGCCAUCCCGUGGCCUAUAACUCGAAAUCCAUCUCGUCCUUGAACUCCUCGUCGUCCUCGUCCACGAUGGCCGAGUCAUUCUGCGUUCCUGCAAGCGGGUCUUCGUCAUCGUCCUCGAAAUCCACGUCGAAGAAAUCGUCGUCAGAACCAACAAUGCUGGUGUACAGCAGCUUGGCCUCGUUUUCAGACCCUUGGUUCAACGCGUUCUUGAAGAUGUUCUCGUUGACAACUCCAAAUGGCUCCACAGACGUGAAUUGCGUGAACAUCAGCUUGAACAAAAAGGUCAGCUUCUCCUUAGGAACAAACUCUUUGAACGACUUUCCAAGCUUGACAGAGUUGAUCACAGAAACGUUUCCGUCUGGUCUGACAACAACGUCGUCGUCAGUCAAAUCGACGUCAAAUCCACCAUCCUCAGAUUCCCGUAAAAUACUUUCUUCAAGCUUCAAAAGAGCCGUCUCCAGGUCGUGUCUGGCCUUGUCGCCCUUCUCAACGGUCGACAAACCUUCAGGGGUUAAAAUAUUAGGAAUAGGAGACAGACCCAAAGUAAAGCACAACUCGUUGACCUGGGCGGGAGUGAGUUUGUAUUUUGCUUCGAUAAACUCUGUGAAUGGGGUUGUCUUGUAUGCUUCUAAUUCUUUGACAGAUUUUGGUGAGUCCGACUCGAGAACGAGCUUCAUGAACUUCAUCAAGUGUCUUUUAGUUUCGAGAGAAAGCGACUGGUCGGUGAAGAUCUCCUCUUUGGAUGAAGACAUUUUCCCAAAAGAGUCAUUCUCGAAAGUGUGGAAACUGCUCAGAGAUUGGAACUCCAAGUAUCUGUACACUCUUGAUUUGAGGAGCAGCGAAAGAAGGUCGGAUCUUGCGAACAUAACGCGGGGAUACGGAUUGGAGUCGACAUGGAGAACGUUGGAACCUUGCCAGGAAAGAGCCGCGGCCAAAACAGACUCCACGAGCCCUGUUCCGCAAAUCAGCACGUCACACUGGUCAGGUGUGGUGGGCAAAGCGGGUUCUUCGAUUCCGGCAAGAUGCGGAAUCACCGAUGGCCGUCUGCCGGCAGGCAUUGACGGUCUGCGUUCUGCCAUCGAAGGCCGUCUUUCUGUGGUUGACAGUUUUCUGGAUGAUUCAACGGUGGCGGACAUGUUGGAAACAGACAAUCACCGUAAACGACUGGGCGGUAACAAAUACAGUCGAGAUUGGUGUGUGAGUGACUAG